Messenger RNA from Ectocarpus siliculosus, 267 nucleotides. The record is from the annotation of a GenBank genome assembly. NCBI's taxonomy places the organism in Eukaryota, Phaeophyceae, Ectocarpales, Ectocarpaceae.
AUGUCCAAGCAGGAAGAUCCUAUUGACGACGAACUGCUGCCAGAUGCAUCCCAGACCGCAAAGGAGCUUCUGGCGAAGGGCCUGUUUAAGGACAAGUUCACCGCGGCUCUCCUUAACGGGAUUGAACCCGACGAUGGUGAUCUUGACCGACGCUCAUCUUGCAAUGACGGCUGCAAUAGCCUCUUGCUGGCCAGGGACGCUGCAUUUGCACUGCUUGUGGCACGUCUUCACGAACGUCCUCAAGCACUGCUCGUCAUCAUUUGCUAA